AUGUUGGAUUCUAUAGAGAACUAUAAGGAUUACUUCCCAAGUUUUGUAAAAGAAAAUUAUGAGCAGGAAACUACACUACAUUUAGAUAGGUUGAUCUAUCUCAUAGAGAACUACAAAUCACUACUUGAAGGUUAUGGGAAAUUGGCAGAGCUAAUUCGCUUAGCUAGCAAAUUUGAAGAGUUAUCAUAUAGGGGUUAUAUCAGCAGAUUCAUUAGAGUGCAAAUAAUCAAAGGGCUAUGGACGAUAUUCUCUGACAAGAAUGUCAUUCUUGGGAUCAGGCUCCGUAUAUCAGGUAUUUUAGUUUCACAUAUUCAUAAUUAUAAGAAACUAUAUUCUAGAAAUUGGUGGGAGAAUCCUUAUAUAACUAAAACUGAAGAGAACCCGGAUCUUUUCCUAAGUUGUGAAAGUGAUACUCUUAUGAGGAAUAUAAUUGACUGUGAAGUGAUUUGUGAAAUGAUUGAAAGCGAAUAUACAUGUUACCUGGAGACUGCAAGUAUGAGUUCAUCAAAAAGACGCGAUAAAAUAUCAUCAGUUAUUAAGAUUCUAGCUGCUUAUAGAUCUUUUAUAUCAAUGGAAACUUUAGAGAAUUUAUUAAAUAAGUGGUUAUCUCUUGACACAAAACAUAUUUCAUUCUUUAUAUAUUCAAGAAUUUUUUUGGCUUCUUGUUCACCACAAUUUGCAUAUAAACUUGUCACUUCUCAGAGGCUAUUUAAAAUAUGGAGUCUUGUCAAUAGGCAAAUAGUAGGGACUUGGGAUUCAGUUAUGGUAGCUCUUUUAUCAAGAGCAGUUAAAUAUUCUUGGUACAAAAGAGAUUAUAAUGAAGCACUUUAUAGAAUGACAGAUAUCAUUCUUGACAAACUUGAAUAUCUUUUUCAGGUAUUAUAUCACCAUAUAGGAGUGCCAAUACUUCAUAGUGCAUUUGGAGGAUCAAAAGAUGGUACUACAUUAAGUAACUCCUUUUCAGCAAGCUCUGGAAGCACAUCUCUAGUGCUUCCACAGCCUAGAGUUCCACAACUUGUUGGUGAAACAUUACCUAGUGAGAUAUAUGGUCCACUAACAGCCAAACCAAUUAAUAUAUAUAAUGGGUUUGCUAUAAUAUUUGUUUAUUCUCUAAAUUCUCUAUAUUUAGAGGAAAUUUUUAAUGAAAAAGAUACAAAUAAUAGGAGUGAAGAUUUCAAUGAAACUUUAUCUUCAGAAAUAUGUAAAAGUGCAUACCCAAACCCAUCUAUGUUGAAGAUAAUGAAAUGUAUAGAGAUUAUAUUGCAAAUAUUACAACCUCUAAAUCAUGCCUCAUCUUUUAGCAACUGCUCUCAUAAUACAUCAACAUUUAUACAGUCAUUCACAUAUCAGUACUGUAAGCGAGUUUCCAGAGAAAGAUAUGCAAUUUUAAACAAUGAAUUUCCAAGUUAUAGUCCAAAUCUGACUUAUAUAUCAAAAAGACAUGGAUUAUUAUGUAGAUUUGAUGAUGAAUUUGUCUUCUCAAUUAUUUUUCCAAUUAUAGAACAAGGAGUAUUCAGUAAAGAUCUUCUAGCUUUAGGACGCUUUGAAGAUGCUAUUAAAAGAUGGAUAUAUAUUCUACCAGACAUAAUACUUCCAUAUAUAGUAAAUAUAAGGAUACUUCCAGCUUUAGAGACAACUAGUGAAGUUCAUCAAUUGAGUACUGCUUUGAGAAUCCUGACAACCAUAUCACCAUUGUUAGUUCAAUUUAUGCCACAAAUUAUCCCAAGAUUGUUAGAACUUACACUACAGGGUAUUGAUGUUUCAGAUCCAUUUAAGACAAAUCAUUCUUUAACAUUUUAUUCUCAUUUGUUUAAUACUUUGCAAAAUAUUAAAAUAAAUUUAGACAAAUUUGAUAGUCAAAUAGCUUCUGAGGAUUUUUAUGAAGUUUUAAAGAAAAUAAUGAACAAGGAUGGGUGUGAUACCAGAGUUAAUAGCAUAUAUUAUCAAUUGAAGGUUUUAUAUGCACUAUAUAAUUAUCCAGUACAUCUUGUGGAAUAUGCUGGAACUUCUAUGUUUGAUAUGGGGAUUAAGGAGAUUCCGCUAUCAAUAAUUUCGAAAGUUUUAGAUGAUGGGAAGUCUAAAUUAUCAAUAUUCAGUGAAGAUAAUAAAGAGAUUUAUGAAGAACGAAAGGAAAACUUUCAAUUCUUGACUAAUGUUCUGUCAUAUGAGUUAUUAUAUGAUAAGAUAAAAGCUAGAUUAUCGGUUAUUCAUUAUAUUUAUAAUUACUGGAUAUACUCAUUUGUUGAUAAAGUACUUGAGUUACUUAGAAAUGUAGCUAAACCUACAAAGAAUGGUGGAUUCAUGUCUUCUGUAGAUAUGGGUGUAACGUACUCUCUUAGACUUGUUCUUUCUUCGCUAUUUAUUCAAUGCAAUUUAGUUGGAUAUGAAUAUGUAAUUAAGGAAUGUUAUACGACAAUCAUGGAUUGGAUCUGCCAAAAUUAUAUCCCAGAAAAUUCUAAACAUGUCUCUAAACUACUUACCUGUAUGGGUGCUUGCAAUCCAAAAAUUGCACUAGAAAUUUGUUUACCAAAGCUAGCUAACAAAAUAACUUAUAGCUAUCAGCAAAAAUCAAUGGAUAAACAUAUAAAUUCCAAUGCUAUAACCUAUAAUUUACCAGAUGAAUUUAAAGGAAUAUUUCCUAUCUCAAAUAUCCCAAAAGUAGAUAUUGAAGAUGAAUCUUAUAUAAUCUAUUAUCUUUAUUUGAUAUCAAACCUUAUACGCUAUUGCCAAAAUAUUCUUCUUGAGAAUGCUGAUAGUUUACAUAUUAUUAUAUCUUUAUUAAGCAAUCUAUUAUUGGAGCCUAAGACAAAGAUCUUUAGGAUGGCUCUAAAACUUCAACAAAGACUUAUAGAAUCUCUUUUACAUAUUCAAGUAAUAGAACGUUCUAUUUAUGAUAGAGCGUUGAUCUCAGAUAAUAAAGAUAUAGCUAUAACUUUACUUCUUUGGGGGUUUCCAUUUUUUAUUCAGGAAAACAUUAUUUCCAAUUUCAUUUCACGACUAUCACUUGUAAGCGACUCAAUAUACCAGGAUAAUGAAUACUAUGUUUGUAAACCAAUAUGGUAUAUACCUUCUCAUUCAGCAAUAAAUAUUGUAGAGCAAUUGAUUGUAUUAAAUAUGAAGAUAGUAUUAAGGUGUUUAAGCUACUUUAAAAUAACUGAUUCUAAUUUUGAGAAUUUGGUUACUACUACUUCUAGUUUCAGCUCUUGUUGGUUUUUCAUUAAUGAUGAUAUAACUAUACAAAGUAUUAAGAAUUUAUCAAUGUUAAGUGUUCUUCAAAGAUGUUUUGCGACAAUAAGAACAAUACAUAAAGCUCUUUCUCCUUUAUUCCCAAAUGUAAGUCAAGACUCUAGUUCCAAAUCUACACUACAUAUUCCACUUGUUGCUCCAAUUGAAAUUAUAGAGAAAUAUUCACCAUUAAUAUGUUCCUUUUAUGAAGAUUGUAUAAAAACUAUUCUUCAUAUCUUUUCUAUUUAUACAGGCGUACAUUUUGGAUCAUUGAAUAAUUUUGAUAAUAAAUACAAUUCACUAUAUAUUGACGAUUCAAACUCGAAUAAAGCUGAAAUCAAAUCAGUUACAAAGAAUUUAGAUAGUGAAUAUACCUUAAUGGCUCCGAAACUGCAAUUAGGUGGUACAGAUGAGAUAACAUUUAGAAAGAAAAUUGUUAAGACUAUUAAUCAAUGUUUAAAUCAUUAUUAUUCCUCACUUACUAGUUUAUCAAUAUCAACACUAUACAAUACUAAAUUUUUGGAAACUACAAUGUCUUGGAUAUCAUUCACAAAUGGAAUUUCUAAGAAUUCAUACCUAAUGUAUAUACCAAGAUUGUAUUGGUUAAAACAUAUUCAAUAUAGUUGGAAUAAGCGAAUAAAUUAUAGUAGACAUGUUUAUCAAUUUCACGGAUAUCGUAAGGACUGUAUUUAUAUGCUGGCAUUAUUAAGUUUAGGUUAUUAUCAUGGAGUAAGGAAAUCUGCUCAGCUUUCUUUAAGAGAGUGUUUAAAUUCUCAUAUUAAUUCAAGAUAUCCGGUAGUAGAAUUUAUUUUAUAUGAAACUUUUGCUUCAAUUUUAAUCUACAAAAUUAUGAAAGCAGAUGGAGAUCAUAUAAAUCAGAUUGGAAAUUCUCCAAAUGAUUCAAGAGAUAUUAUUAAUUGUAAUUUUAUAUUAUCUACCCUCAAUAAAGCAGAUAUUGAAGAUUAUCUUUGUAACCACUUAAAGGGAUUUGCUUAUUCUAUUGAUGAAACUACAGCACAAAGGUGGAUGUGGGGGAAAUUUAAUCUUCUUUAUUACUUUGUAAGUCUUUGUGCACUCUCAUCAACUUUGACUUUAACCAAGGAUACUGAUCAAUUACAAAUGAUUAGCUGUUAUAGGCAUAUAUUAGGAAAUCGGGAGUUUCAAAGUAUUAUAAAUAACAUAGAAGAACCAAAUAGAGAUGAUAGAUUCCGUCUUAUUAAAUUGGAUCUUAGAUUACAACGAUUGUGCAGUCAUUUUCAGUUGAAGAUUCCAUCAAUUACUUUAAACUAUGAUAUUUAUCCAUGUAGUUCAAACAUAUCAGAAGGAAAUUUAUCUAAUUUUUGUCAAUUAGGACUUGAUAAUAUAAUUAACAGAAUUUUGGAUCAUUUAAUAUAUAUUGUAUCAAAUUCUACUCAGAUUACUGGAAAAUUACGCCUAGUUAUAAUUUGGUCAUUUUUUAUUGAUGGCUUGAUUAAUCAACUUUUGAACAAGAGUAGUGAAGUUAGAUACAACUUGAUAAGUGACGACACUAUUUUGAAGUAUUGGAAUUUUCUUUGGAAAUGUAUUAAGGAUGAAAGACAAGAUGUUCCUAUUCAAGUUUUGGCAUCUCAUAGUAUCGCCUUUUUAAUUCAAAGUAUAUUGUUUGAACAACCACUAUUGAAUAAAAUAGCUGGAUCAAUUGAUGAUAUUCAACCUGAAACAAUACAAAAUAUUAUUGAUAAUAUGGUUAAUGUAAACCAUUCAAAUAAAGAAUCAAAGCAGAACUUGGGUCAUAUUUCAUCCAAUAUAGGAAUUCUAACUUAUAUGAAUGAUUUUGUUACUAAUUAUGUAUCUAUAAAUAUUCCCUUUCCUUUUCAUAGAAUGUAUUUUUCCAAAAACAAUUUAUCAAUAAUAAACGUAAUGUUCUUCCAGUCAAUUUUAAUAUUAUUAUAUAUUAGAAACUAUUGUAAAGAUAGUAAUUCAGACAAUAUAUCUAGUCAAUGUACAGAAAGUAUUUUAAAAGUUUUGAAGGAAUACACAUCAACUAAUUUGAGAGUAGAAGUAGAAAAACACUUUACAGCAUUAGAGAUUAUUGCUUCAAUAUUUUCCAUAUCAACAUUAAACAAUGAGAUGGAUGAAUUUAUUUUUAAGUACCUUUCAACAAGUAUUAAACCUAUUCUUGCAACAGAAUUUCAGCAAGUCGAUCCAAAUUUUGUGUUUGAUUUCAUGGAUUGUGUUAAAAUAUGCCUUACUCCCUACAGUUGCCUGAGUAUGAAGAAGUACUUUAAUAAAGAAUUUCAGUACACUCCAGAUCGUUUCUUAUCCUUAAAUAUUCUUAUUUCAUUUUUGUGUAAUCCUUACAAAAGUAUCUCAAUUGAUGAUAAUGAAGUGGAUACAUACUCUAUAGAUAUUGAUGGCUUAUCAACAUUUGAUCUUACCAAGUACUUAAGAACUUAUCAGAGUGGAAUACGCGAGAUAACAAUGAAUCAAAGUAGCUCUGAUAAUCUAGUAAAUUCAUCUUGCUUUAUUAAGUUAUAUAAAAGUGGUUUCGAAUUACUCAAGUUAACUUUUUCAAAGCCACAUAACUUUAAACAAGUGCGUGAAGAAGUCUCAAAUCUACUCCAUUCAAUGAUCAUUGCAUGUAACUUUAUAUCUGGAACCAAUGAAAAUUUAAGGAGUAUAUGUAGAGAAUUUAUUGACAAGAGUAUUUUACCUCUUGUUGAUAAUGUUAUACAAUUGAAUCCUGAAGAACUGGAAAAUAUUCCAUCCUACACUGAAAUUUUUCUCUAUUAUUGUAUAUUGAGGGAAUUAUACUUGAAACCCACAGACAUUUUGAGAUUUGGACAUCCCAUUGAUAUUAAUAUAUUAAUGAAUUUUAUCACAUCAUUACAAACGCUCCAAAUUGACAAUGAUAGUAUAAAUUUGUCAUAUAAGGCGGUGCUACGAUUAUUGUUAUUUCACCUAACAUAUGAGUUUAAUACAAGUGGAGGCCACAAAAAGCUUCAAGCAUUGAUAGAUACAAAUAUAAAGUGGCGAACACAUCAUUCAUUGAGAUUGAGGAUAUUCUGCAUAAGGGUGUUUACAAUCAUUGCAGAAUAUUAUGCUGUUUAUAUAGCAAAUACCCAGCUACAGUUGAAAAUAUUCAAUAGCAUAAUUUUUGGUCUUUUCGAUCAACAAUCAGAGGUAAGACAACUUGCAAAGCAAGCUUUGAGUAUUUUGUUCAGAAGUAUCCCAAAAGAAAAUUAUAAGUUAUAUAUCAGAGUAUUUAGGAAUUGGGUAAGUAAUCCAGCUUCGGAAGUUCAGGACAUAAUUACAUUACCAGCUGAUUUACUUUGUGAUGGUAAUGGAUUAAAUGAAGAUCUAUUUUUUUCAUCGGGCAUUCUGGGACUUAUAUCAUUAAUCUUAAGUCAACCCUAUACUGUACCUUCUUGGCUUCCUGAAGUAAUAACAUUUGUAGCUUCAAAUGCAAAUCAAAAAGCUCCUGGUCUUAUUAAGAGGCAAAUAGAAGCUUGUAUCCAGGAAUUUUUCAAAACUCAUCAAGAUGGUUGGGAUUUCAUCCAUAAACAUAAGUUUAGUUCACAUCAGCUUGAGAUUCUUGAUAUUUAUAAAGGUAGACCUUCUUAUUUUGCAUGA
This is a messenger RNA of Cryptosporidium muris RN66, 6837 nucleotides long. RefSeq lists its product as uncharacterized. The transcript has a single exon. The record is from RefSeq and is a predicted model, not a curated record. Bases 1 to 6837 code for a protein of 2278 amino acids. Gene Ontology annotation, biological process: proteasomal ubiquitin-independent protein catabolic process. Gene Ontology annotation, cellular component: cytosol; nucleus. Gene Ontology annotation, molecular function: peptidase activator activity; proteasome binding. Lineage: Eukaryota; Apicomplexa; Conoidasida; Eucoccidiorida; Cryptosporidiidae.